Messenger RNA from Xenopus laevis (African clawed frog), 1345 nucleotides. RefSeq names its product dual specificity phosphatase 14 S homeolog (gene dusp14.S). The transcript has 2 exons. The record is from RefSeq and is a predicted model, not a curated record. NCBI's taxonomy places the organism in Eukaryota, Metazoa, Chordata, Amphibia, Anura, Pipidae. Bases 386 to 1024 code for a protein of 212 amino acids. Gene Ontology annotation, molecular function: MAP kinase tyrosine/serine/threonine phosphatase activity; protein tyrosine/serine/threonine phosphatase activity; protein tyrosine phosphatase activity. Gene Ontology annotation, cellular component: cytoplasm; mitochondrial inner membrane; nucleus.
GCUGUGGGUGCAGUUGUGGUGCAGUUGUGGUGCAGAGCGCUUAGGGGUGACAUGCUCAGCAGUUUAUGUGAGAGAAGAGACAUAGGAGGGAAGCAUUGCAGUGGUCUCCAGCAGUCAAGCAGUUAACGGAAGCAGCGCUCAGAUGCUCAUCAUGAAUAUGAAUAAGAGCAAGGCCCCCCCUCUCACACGCCCCCCUCACACCCUCUCCCUGACUCCAGCACCCUCCUCUCUGCAGAGCGACACAUAAAGAGUUAGAGACGCAGUGUAUGGGCACCCAGCUCCGGGCAUGAGACAUCACAUCACAGGUUGUACCCAGUGAUCACGUUGGUACCAGGAAACGUUCCCCAUUGUUGUCAGUUUGCAGCUCAGUUCGUGGACUCUCUCUAUGCCCCUGCAGCUCCUCACAAUGAAUUUCCGUAGCCACCGGCUCCUUCGACGCUCUCCGCCUCCUCCGAUUUCCACCAAACCAACAUCAAUCAGUGGCCCCUCCAGCCUGAGCAGCAUGGCACAGAUCAGCCCUUGUCUUUACUUGUCCAGCGGGAAUGCAGCCGGCAGCCGACACUUGGUUUACUCUCGUAAUGUCACGUGCAUCGUCAAUGCCACCUUGGAAAUCCCCAACUCCAACUGGCCAGAUGUGGACUACAUGAAAGUGCCCGUGCCCGACCUCCCCCACGCUCCUCUGGCUUUGUAUUUUGACUCAGUGGCCGACCGCAUCCACCAGAAUGGCAAGAGGAAUGGCCGGACACUAGUCCACUGUGUGGCCGGGGUGAGCCGCUCAGCGACCCUGUGUAUCGCCUACUUGAUGAAGUACCACCGGCUCGCUCUCCUUGAUGCCUACCAGUGGGUGAAGACCCGGCGGCCCGUUGUUCGGCCCAACAUGGGCUUCUGGCAGCAGCUGAUCCAGUACGAGAAAAAGCUUUUUGGCAAGAACACUGUGAGGCUGGUGCCCUCCCCCCUGGGCCUUAUCCCCGAUAUAUAUGAGCGAGAGACCCACAACCUCAUCCCCGUGUGGAAACUCAGAUAAACUUCCACUUUCUCCUCCGGGACACACAGACAUCAUCUCUUUCCCUUUUAUACUAGGAGGGCAUAACUUACUGGACCUUUUCUAAUCUUAGGAGAAUAUUUUAUAGGUUGCCCACUUAAUUUAUCAACUUCCAUAAGGAUGAGAAAUAACCAGGGAAUGCCAUGCAGCAGAGGUUUGUGUUGUUUGUAUGAGCAGAGUUGCACAAGCGUUUGUUGCCGUGUAACGUGUGCCCGGUUGCUAAGGAGAAAUCACUGGAGGGAGGGCGGGAGGUUGCGGCUUGUUUGCACAGAUUUCUAAAUAAAAGUUAUUUAUCAAGCAGAA